CAAACACACGAUCGACGCUGCCACGUCAAGUAAGACUGGGCAAGUGUGAAUGAAGUGGCAGUUUCGGCAUUUUGUAGAAAUUUGUCUUCCGUAUUAAGUUAGUAGUUGUGUUUGAGCCAUCGGAAAUUGAAGAUGCGCGCUUUGUUGUUAACUGUAGCGAUAGCCCUACUGGGCGUUGCGCUCGCCGACGAUAUUCCCACCGAAGAUAAUGUGCUUGUACUUAGUAAACCAAUUUUCGAUGAUGUUAUUUCUUCAAACGACUACGUUUUAGUUGAAUUCUAUGCGCCAUGGUGCGGCCACUGCAAAUCCCUUGCGCCGGAGUAUGCCAAAGCUGCCACGAAGCUGCUGGCGGAAGAGUCUCCUAUCAAGCUGGCCAAGGUGGACGCUACCCAGGAGCAAGAUCUUGCAGAGUUCUACAAAGUCAAGGGAUACCCUACUCUCAUUUUCUUCAAGAAAGGAAGCACUGUUGAUUAUUCUGGUGGCCGUCAAGCUGACGACAUCGUCGCAUGGCUGAAGAAGAAGACUGGCCCGCCAGCUAUCGAAGUUACAUCAGCCGAGCAGGCCAAGCAACUCACCUCGGAGAACCCAGUUGCAGUAUUUGGUUUCUUCCCCGACCAAACCUCGGACAGAGCUGUAUCGUUCCUGAACACCGCCAGCUCUGUUGAUGACCAACUGUUUGCCAUUGUCACUGAUGAGAAAGUCGCAGCAGAGCUCGGAGCUCAACCUGAUGAUGUUGUGCUGUUUAAGAACUUUGAAGACCCGAAAGUCAAAUACGAAGCGGCGGAGUUCUCAGAGGAGCUGCUGAAGACCUGGGUGUUUGUGCAGAGCAUGCCGACCAUUGUCGAGUUCUCGCACGAGACCGCCUCCAAGAUCUUCGGUGGACAGAUCAAAUACCACCUGCUGUUGUUCCUGUCCAAGAAAAAUGGCGAUUUCGAGAAGUACCUCGACGAACUGAAGCCCGUCGCCAAGAACUACCGCGACAAGAUCAUGUCCGUGGCCAUCGACACCGAUGAAGAUGACCACCAGAGAAUCCUGGAGUUCUUCGGCAUGAAGAAGGAGGAGGUCCCAUCGGCUCGCCUCAUCGCGCUGGAGCAGGACAUGGCCAAGUACAAGCCCGCCAGCGACGAGCUCAACGCCAACACUGUCGAGGAAUUCGUGCAAUCGUUCUUCGCUGGCACUCUGAAGCAGCACCUGCUCAGCGAGACCCUGCCCGAGGACUGGGCAGCCAAGCCGGUGAAGGUGCUGGUCGCUACCAACUUCGAUGAGGUCGUGUUUGACAGCAACAAGAAGGUGCUGGUCGAGUUCUAUGCUCCUUGGUGCGGCCACUGCAAGCAGCUGGUGCCCAUGUACGAGAAGCUGGGCGAACACUUCGAGAAGGAUGAUGAUGUGGUGAUAGCCAAGAUCGACGCCACCGCCAACGAGCUGGAGCACACCAAGGUCACCUCCUUCCCCACCAUCAAGCUCUACACCAAGGACAACCAGGUUCGCGAGUACAACGGAGAGAGGACUCUGGCGGCGCUCACCAAGUUUGUGGAGACUGACGGAGAAGGUGCCGAGCCGGUGCCCUCUGUGAGCGAAGAAGAGGAGGACGACGAAGCGGCGCCGAGGGACGAGUUAUAAGCGCCAACUCGUCACAUUUCCAUAAUAUAGUCUGUGUAGAAUUAAUUACUGUUAAGGACCACACACACUCCACGUCUCAUAGCACACAAUGCCCCUCCCAAAUAGCUGCUAUUUGUAUACUUAUUGACUUGAGUCUAAAAUUAGUUAAAAAAUAUUUCAUUUCAAAAUUUUUUGGAAGAAUUUAAUGUCCUUUCAGGUUACUUGUACUUACUGUUUUUGGCUAGUGGGAGGUUUCGGUCGUGGCUAGUUACCUUACCGGCAAAGUCGUACCUCCAAGCGAUUUAGUGUUCUUGUACGAUGUCGUGUAGAAACCGAAAGGGGUGCGGAUUUUAAUCCUCCUCCUUACAAGUUAGCCUGCUUCGAUCUUAGAUUGCAUCAUCACUUACCAUCAGGUGAGAUUGUAGUCAAGGGCUAACUUGUAAAGAAUGAAAAACUGAUCUGAAUCUGAAGUGAGUUUGUUAUACAGCUAUUUGGUUGGGGUGUAAAGUUUAAUAUUUUUUUAUACUUCCAUGAUGUGUGGUAGCUUACCUUUACUAUAAUCUAAUCCAGUGCAUUUCGUAUGCUCGACUGUUGACUUUAUGAUUAUUAUUUUUUUUAUAUAUUUUUACUUACUGUGUUGAGGUUGUAUUCGUAUGUGUUAUGAUGUUAAAACAUUAACUAAAUUGAGAAUAUACUAGGGAUUAGGAGGUUUUACUUUCUUAUGACUAAUAUUUAAUUAAAUAACAGUCAUGUUAGUGGGAUAAAUUUAUCUCUACUUCAUGAAAGAUGAAUUAAUUUGUUAUUCUCUGCCAUUGUAUUUUCCUUUCUGACUUUUUUUUAUUAAGCUUUACGUAAUAAAUCCGUGUAAUUUAAACCCACUAAGUAAUAAGAUCUCUCUAAAUCUAUUUGAUAUUUCUGCGGAAUACUCUGUCAUGUUGUAUUGUCCAUUUUCGAAUUCCGUUAUAAAUCCAUUCUGAAUUUAAUUUUAUUUAAUAUAUUAUUAAGAGAGCAUAAUUUAUUUCGUAUAAUAAAUAUAACAGCAGCAUAACUAGAUUAUGUACAAUGUUUAAGUGUAUUUAUAAUUUCUGUACCAUAAUGGCUGAUUUUUUUAUUGAUUUACAUUCCUUAGGAUUUAUGAUUUUUAUAUCUUAAAAUCGAACAAGUCUAGUUUGAGUUAGUAUGGAAUAAUAUGAAAAAUAAUAUUUUUUUACGUUUUUAUUGUGUACCCUAAUAUUACAUAUUUUUCAUCACAAAACAAUAUAAUGUAUUUAUAAGAAGAAAUAAUAUCAGUUUUGUUAUUGUACAUUUUUCUGAUUUUUGUUUUUUUUUUUGUUAAAAUAUGAAUUGGAAAGUGUGAAAGGUGCUUUAUAAAAUUGGAAUCUUCGUAUUUCGUGACGCCUAAAUAAUAUUUGAUAUAUCUGUAUUUUCUACUACGAGUGUAAAUAUUCUCAUGGAAUCGUAUUUGCCAAAUCCACGUUAUAUAUCUGUUGUGGAUACAGAAAUUGAUAAAUAAAUAUAUAUAUAAAGAUAUAGAAA
Molecule: messenger RNA, 3135 nt
Organism: Bicyclus anynana (squinting bush brown)
Lineage: Eukaryota; Metazoa; Arthropoda; Insecta; Lepidoptera; Nymphalidae
Gene: Pdi
Product: protein disulfide-isomerase
Exons: 10
Coding region: 133-1620 (495 amino acids)
Biological process (GO): protein folding; response to endoplasmic reticulum stress
Cellular component (GO): endoplasmic reticulum
Molecular function (GO): protein disulfide isomerase activity
Source: RefSeq, a predicted model, not a curated record